AUGUCUACUUCGGAUUCCAUCGCCAUCGCGUGCGCGAAAUCUCUCGAGGACUUUGAACGUGACUACAUGCCCCCUCGAUCUUCAUAUGCGCUCUAUAGUACGUCACCUAAAUCUGAAGAUGAAGCGGUGAAAUCUUAUAAACUAGGUUUGUAUAAACCUAGUACGCUACGUCGGGAAGAUUUAACGGCUUGUUUGGAGUUGGUUGAGAUGACAUCGGGGAAGCAUUAUCGGGAGAGUAAAGGGGGGUGGAAUGGGAGGAGGAAGAGGAGGGAAAUGGAGUUGUGGGAUUUGAGGUAUUUGGUUGUGAGGGAGGUGGAUCUCGGGAUUUGUGAGGGAGAGGGAGAGGGAGAGUGGCAGGACGAUGAGGAUGAGAAUGGGGGUGAGAAUGGAGAGGGAGAGGAAAAUCUUGGAGAUUCAGAGGAAGUGAAAGAGGAGAUAAUAGUGGAAGAACGUGGAGAGGGAGGAGAAGGAGAGGGAGGAAUCAAGGGAUUUAUGAGUUUCAUGCCUACGUUUGAGGAUGGCAUCAAAGUGGUUUAUCUUUAUGAGAUACAUCUAAUGGAUGAAUUACGCGGCACAGGCCUAGGCACCCAUCUCAUGUCCCUCCUUACUAACAUUGCGCGCGCCAUUCCUGGCGUCGAAAAAACAAUGUUAACAUGUUACACGGCUAAUGAAGUGGCGUUGAAGUUUUAUAGGAAGCUUGGCUAUGAGAAGGAUGAGUAUAGUCCGGAGCCGAAGAGGUUGAAAGGGGGGAAGGUGCUGGAGAGUGAUUAUGUUAUUUUGAGUAAGAGAGUUGAGAGGACGGGGGGUGAGGUAGAAGGUAAAGAGGAGGAGGAAGAGGUUGGAAAGGGUAAGAGGAAGAGGGGAGUUUGA
Messenger RNA from Botrytis fragariae, 870 nucleotides. RefSeq names its product putative gnat family acetyltransferase protein. Bases 1 to 870 code for a protein of 289 amino acids. NCBI's taxonomy places the organism in Eukaryota, Fungi, Ascomycota, Leotiomycetes, Helotiales, Sclerotiniaceae. The record is from RefSeq and is a predicted model, not a curated record. Gene Ontology annotation, molecular function: protein N-terminal-serine acetyltransferase activity; histone H2A acetyltransferase activity; histone H4 acetyltransferase activity. Gene Ontology annotation, cellular component: nucleus. The transcript is spliced from 3 exons.